AUGAGACACGGCGGCCCUAGGCGGCAUGGACGCCCAAACAGUGGCCGCGUCAUAAAGCCAGACCCCGACAGUCAUGCAGUCACUCGGCAGUCAAUUGAGAGUGACCAUGGUGAUGUCCCAGGCCACCACACUCAGAACACAAACGCUCUCCCCAAUUCCUCACUCUAUGGCCAAAAUAGCAGCACCGGAUCGGUGACUCAGUCUUUUAACCAACAGUUAAGGUCUGACGCACCACCUCCAAGUGAACCUGCUACCGAGAUUGAACCUCUCUUUAGAGAGGUGAGGCCUCUUGCCAUGUUUUCUGCAGCUACCAAUGGAGCGUCGAAGGAAGAUAGUUUCUUUCAUUCCUCAUUCAAGGACAUCGGAAGACGUCUCAAGGAAUUCAAUGACACUCUUGGCGAGCUCCAGCAGCUGGGUAUGUCACACGAUCUCAAACUCCCUGAACUAGUGUUGAUUGGAGACCAGUCUGCUGGCAAGUCCAGUCUCAUGUCCGGUUUGGCACAUUUAGACCUCCCGCGAAGCGAAGGCACAUGCACUAGAUGCCCUCUGCACAUUCGGGUGUCUAGGAAUACAGACUGGUCCUGCAGGGUUUCACUUCGCCGAGAGUAUUCUUAUCAUCCCCCGCAGGAUUGUGGUAUUACAGAGGACGAUGUUACUGACAGCGAUCCAUUUUUCCCCUGGAAGAAGAUGGCCCACAUGCAAAUCCAUGAGUUCAAGACAAUGCACGACAACUCUGAGAUUGAGAGUGUCUUGCGCUGGGCCCAGAUUGCCAUUUUAAACGACAGCAAGAGCCACAAGCUCUUCAUCCCCGGUUCUGGCUCCGUCGCACUCAGCACUAACAUUGACGAGGCUGCCGAGACGACGCAAGCCAAAUUCAGCCCUAAUAUCGUUUCCUUGGAAAUUAGAGGACCCGACUUUCCGGAUCUGUCCUUCUAUGAUAUGCCUGGCAUCUUUCAAAAUCCAGCGGAUGCCCGGGACGACUACCUUGUGUCUGUCGUGCGAAACUUGUCAAAAGCCUAUAUCGAGCACACCUCGGCUAUUGUCAUCUGUUCUAUGCCAAUGAACAGUGAUGCCGAAAAUUCAGCCACUUUUGGUUUGACCAGAAAGCUGAAUGCGUCUGGUCGUACCAUUGGCGUUUUGACAAAAGCCGAUCUUUUGCCAGUAAACGGCAAAAUAGACCAGUGGCUGGCUAUCAUGAGACAACAAACGCACCAGACAGGACUUGGCUACUUUGUGACGUCCCGUCCUCCAGACAAAGAUCUCGAUGAAUGCAAAGAGUGGGAAGAGCGCUUCUUUACAGAAACCAACACAUCCGACUGGCCGAUUCAUUUCCAUGAAUUCCAAGAACGAUGCGGUGUGGAAAAGCUAAAGGCCUAUUUGUCCGAAAGACUAGGAGAGCAGUUUGCCCGAUUUUUACCAGAGAUCAAGAGAGAUCUCAAACAUAAACUUCAAGCAAUCAAGGAACAGUUGUAUGGCCUUCCAGAACUGCCUGAAAAUGUCGAGCUUGAGAUCAAAUCUUGCUUAAUGACAUUUUCGGACCAAAUCCGGAUUCGACUGGAUAGCUUUGUAAAAAACAUCAACACUUUGCCCAUGAACUUCAAGCAAUGUCUUCUGGAUAUGAAGCCCAAAUUCGUUCUCAAGGACAAUUCCGACUGCCCCAUCCAAAUUAUAUCCGACUCUGAAUCCGACGCCACGACAUCCUCUGUGGUUCAAACACCGAGUCGCAAACGUCCCACUCAAGGGCCAAUUACAGUUCCAACACCCAAAAGACAGAGGUCUGAACUGCUCAACAAUGGGGCAGGUUUACCCAAUCGUGGUGCACCCGCUGCCAACAAUGGAAAUCAAUCACCUCGAGUGCGAGGCGUAGCAACGCCGUCCUUCCCGGAGCCCUUUACCCAGUUUAGUGCGGUUGGUAGAGGAUUCCGAACACUCGCCGCUGUACGUGAAGAAAUACAAAACAAUAUGAAAGCCGGUAUGCCAGGCAUCAUUCCGGAGGAGGUAUAUGAGAAGCUUGUUUUGGAGGCCAUGGAUCCAUGGAAUGGCCCUACCAGAGAAUUCCUGACAGCCAUUGUCCAAGCAUUGCACAAUGCGAUGCAGGAAGCGCUUGUGAGAUCUCUGGGUCGCCAUGAAAAGCGCUUCAUCUUUCGAGAGGUGGAGAAGUAUGUCGCGGAGCUUAUUGAACAACACCGGGACACAACUAUGCAACAUCUGAUUCAAAUGUACGAGGACGAGACUAGCAAGCUUCUCACUUUCAACACCGAAGCAUUCACGCACUACUUCACCCACGAGAAGGAGGUGCUGCAGAGGUUCAGGCACCAUAUGAGACUCCAGGCUGCAGGCAUGACGUCAGAGCAGCUUGUGCCCUACGAAUCCGUAGGACAGGAACGCUUAGCGCUGGAGGCGAAGAAGCGAGAGGCCGAGAUGGUCAAGUUGGGCCCGGACAAAUUUGAAAAAGAGGUCGAUGUGAUCGCCUACGUUAGGAGCUACUACAAACUUGCGGCACUUCGAUUUGCAGACAACUGUGCGCAGAAUGUCAUUUGCCGCAUGAUUCCUAACUUGAAUCGAUCUCUGGUGUUUGAAAUGCAUGGAAAGCUGGGCAUCCAGGGCAGCGACUGCAAUGACACUUAUGAGAGGCUCAUGGCAGAAGAUGAACAGACGGCUACCUUGCGACGAAAUCUCAAGGGCGAGUUGCUCAAGUUUGAGACUGCGCUACGCAGCAUUGAGCAGCUGGAGGCCAACUUUGGCGAGACUUCGACUAGUUUCACGACCGAACAGAAUGGCGGCGAUGGUGCAAACGGUGUAAACGGUGUAAAUGGUCAUGAUGUUGAAAUGCACGACGGUGAUCGUCUCGAUGAAUUGUAG
[Torrubiella] hemipterigena is the source of this 2862-nucleotide messenger RNA. The record is from the annotation of a GenBank genome assembly. NCBI's taxonomy places the organism in Eukaryota, Fungi, Ascomycota, Sordariomycetes, Hypocreales, Clavicipitaceae.